UUUGCAACAACAGCAGACUUACACUGAAUAAACGAAGAAGACACCAGCAGCUCCUAGCUUAGCUCGCUCCAGAAAUGAAACAAUGUAUUUCAUUAAAAGCUACUUAAAGCCUUAUUUCCAGAGACGCUCAUGAAUUUUAUUUCUAUUUUUUCACCCAUUGGGUAACCACAAAGGGGCAGCCAUGUACUUCCAGGGCGGUCGCAGGAGAGGUAAAGAGGGCAUCGCCGUGGCUCUUGAUUUCCUGCUGUCGAACGCCCGGCUGGUUCUGGGAGUUGGAGGAGCUGCCUUGCUGGGAAUUGCUACACUGGCAGUGAAACGAUUCAUAGAGCGCGCCGGCCGUGCUGCAGAAGAUGAAAAAGUGGAGCAGAAGAUAGCUGAAAGCUGGGAGGACCUGAGUUUAGCCUCUGCUUCCCCAACUAUGAUUAGGAAGGGCAUUGAAGGUGUGGUCCUGAAGCAUGUUGCCAAGGCAACCAGGCAGCAGAAAGCUGAUCUCUGCCAAAAACCAGAGGCGUCGUCUCCUGAUAUGCAGCCUAAAUCAGAAUCAAAGUCCAAAAGGAUUCAGCUUUGUGCGCUCAGUUUGCAGGAACGCCUACAGCAGUACUGCCGCACCAGAGCAGUCCUUGCUCCACAUGAGGUCCAGAAAGCCCAGUCUCUGGCUCUGGACAUCUGCACUGAGAUCCAGCGCUUUCUUCACAGUCGUCAUCCAGACAUGCCUUUGGGAGAAAUGAGCCUCGGCGGUUCUCUGCUGGACGACCUUCAGGUGGUUAGCGCAGACCAUGCAUGUCUGCUGGUUCCCCUUCAGCUGGAAGCCUCCCUGUGGCGCCUCAUCCCCGGGGAAGAGACUCUCCUCACACAUCCUCUGCACUGGAUGGUCCGACGAUUAAAUUUGGAAUAUUUUCCUAGAGGACGCAGUUACUGGGACAGAUACCUGGUGGGGGGUUACCUGUCUGCAGAAGUGGUGGUGAACAUGUUCAGCAAGGCGGUCAUGGAAACGGUGAACUGGCCGGCAAUCAGCAGCACUUUGGACUGUCUUGUCAGACCUGUUCUAGGAGGACCAGAUCUGAAACUGGAGAUCCGGCCUGGAAGUGAAGAAGCAGCUGAACGCUGCCAUCAGCCCCUGUUCAUUUCUGUGUUGCCCAUCCUGAGGGAGGGGGACGUGGUCCUGACAGCUCAGCCUGAGCUCACCUCUCCCUGGGUGAAUGCCUGGCGUCUUUCCCUUUACCCCUGCGAGACUCAGCGUCUGGUUCAGCUCGACACAGCUGAUGACGGCUGCCGCAGACAAACAGUUAAAGUCCUGAAGGCCGUGUGUCGACUGAACCCUGCACUGCGAGCGCUGGAGGCCGCCCCGCUGACCAACCUUGUCCUGCACCUCAGUGACAGUGAGUGCGACUGGUCCCAGAACAGCCUCCAUGCGCGGUUCCAGCAGUGCAUUGUAGAGCUGAUCGGCUACCUCGAGCAAGGCGUGUUGCAAAGUUACUUCAAACCAGCCGUCAACCUGUUGAGCAACUUGUCAGAAGACCAGGUGGACCAGAUGGGAUUCAUGCUCUAUUGCGCUAUAUCAGAGCCUGAAAUAUUGCUCAUAUAACCUUUUGUUCACUUCUCCCAUGGAAAGUAAAAAAAGCAAACCGUUACGGUGAUUAAAAGGUCGACAUCGUCCACUGAUGUCAGCAGCUAAACUCCAGACCUGAUUGUUAAACUAGUCAGAAGAGACGUGCCAAGAAACAGAAUGAGUUCAACACAGUGUUGUAUACGAUGUGCAUUUAAUUUUUAUGAAAAUCUUUCAUAAAUAAAAUUACAUACAUUUAAAUAAAUUAGUUAUCAUAAGGAGAGUGCAAUUGUUAUUUAAUUGCUUGUAUUAUUUCUUGUGUGUUCUCUGUAUUGUUUGUGUUUUCCUAAAAGUCCAUUAAAUGCUCUUUAUAAAAAAUCGA
This is a messenger RNA of Oryzias latipes (Japanese medaka), 1928 nucleotides long. It is a transcript of the gene mief2, whose product is annotated as mitochondrial elongation factor 2. Gene Ontology annotation, cellular component: mitochondrial outer membrane. NCBI's taxonomy places the organism in Eukaryota, Metazoa, Chordata, Actinopteri, Beloniformes, Adrianichthyidae. The record is from RefSeq and is a predicted model, not a curated record. Gene Ontology annotation, biological process: positive regulation of mitochondrial fission; mitochondrion organization.